UCACAAUAGUGACGUUGAAUAUUUUUAGUGGUUGUGAGUGUGAGGUGACAGUAGUAGGUAAAAAGUAAAAAUCCAGUGUUAUGUAUAUGAUAGAAUCCGUUUUUGGAUGAAUAAAAAUAACAUUUGGAAUAUUGGUGAUCUGAUUAAAAGGAUUCAAUUUUAUUGUGACACUUUGAAAUUAUCUCGUAAUGGAAACAACAUCCAAUCCAAUUAAUGAUACUCCAGAAUUAGAAGAGCUUGAAAAGCUAAUCGGAUGUUCUCAUUAUCGUAGGAAAUCCAAAUUUGUGACUCCUUGCUGCAAAAAAGUUUAUACUUGUAGAUUUUGCCAUGAUGAAAAUGAGGAUCAUGUUCUGAAUAGAAAAGAAGUUGUUGAAUUGGAGUGUGCUCUCUGUGGUAAUAGACAAGAAGUGAAGAAAACUUGUGAUAAAUGUGGAGCUAUGUUUGGAAGU
Molecule: messenger RNA, 449 nt
Organism: Leptinotarsa decemlineata (Colorado potato beetle)
Lineage: Eukaryota; Metazoa; Arthropoda; Insecta; Coleoptera; Chrysomelidae
Gene: Rchy1
Product: Ring finger and CHY zinc finger domain containing 1
Biological process (GO): ubiquitin-dependent protein catabolic process; protein ubiquitination
Cellular component (GO): nucleus
Molecular function (GO): ubiquitin protein ligase activity; zinc ion binding
Source: RefSeq, a predicted model, not a curated record